Molecule: messenger RNA, 653 nt
Organism: Gossypium raimondii (Peruvian cotton)
Lineage: Eukaryota; Viridiplantae; Streptophyta; Magnoliopsida; Malvales; Malvaceae
Product: glycine-rich protein 5
Exons: 1
Coding region: 64-426 (120 amino acids)
Source: RefSeq, a predicted model, not a curated record
CUAAUGGCAACACAGUACAGUCUAUCCCUGUGAGAGAGGUAAGUGAAAAGAAAAAAGAGAGAGAUGGCCAAGUGUUUUAUGAUUCUUGCACUUACUUUUGCAGUCAUUCACUGCAGUACGGCAGCAAGGAAUGUGCCUGCUGGCACUGGUCUUGAUGACCAAAAGAACUUCAUUGCAUUUGGUGGUGUUGGUGGCUUUGCAGGAACCGGUCUUAGAGGUGGAGGUGGAGUUGGUGGUGGCCUUGGCGGCCUUGGGGGCGGAAUUGGUGGACUUGGCGGACUUGGUGAUUCCCCUGGUUUAGGCGGCCUGGGCGGUGCCACUGGAGGUCUUGGAGGUUUAGGGGGUGGAAUUGGUGGUCUUGGCAGUGGUAUUGGUGGAAGUGGUGAUUGCCCCGAAGGUGGUGCGGGUUCCUUGCUUCAUCCUUGAGUUAUCUAAGGAUCUUAUAUCAGUCAUAUAUUUUAUAUUUAUAUGUCUAGCAAGCAAUCGUCGUGUAAUAUUUAAUUUAGAGAUCGUACUAAUCGUUUUCGUUUUGCUAUAUAAUUUAGAGAUGGAUAAAUUAAUUUAAUUAAUAUGUUCUAAGUAUGAAAUAGAAUAAUUAAACUUUGUAAUAUUUCUUUCAUUUCUAUAAGUUUAUCUGGUUAAUUUGUUUUAAA